This is a messenger RNA of Macadamia integrifolia, 2513 nucleotides long. RefSeq lists its product as uncharacterized. Lineage: Eukaryota; Viridiplantae; Streptophyta; Magnoliopsida; Proteales; Proteaceae. Gene Ontology annotation, molecular function: zinc ion binding. Bases 470 to 2221 code for a protein of 583 amino acids. The record is from RefSeq and is a predicted model, not a curated record. The transcript is spliced from 2 exons.
CUAAUCUUUCGUCAGAAUACCAAAGGAGUUCAUUUUCCCUUUCCCCGUCUCUCGCUCGAUCUUCUUCUGCUUGGGUUGUCGUUUCCCUCUCUCUUCUCAUGGUGAAAUUCUCUCUGUUUUCCUGCAAUCACCGAUAUCCGUGGCUUUCCCACCUCUAAACUCGUGUCCGGUUGAUUCUGUUUCGAUUAGUUUUUCGUUAAGCGAGCUGUUUUGAGCAUCUGAUGCUGAUCUUCAAGGUCGGUUCGUGAGAAAAAUGAAGACUUGAUCCGAAAUCUCUUGCUCUGAAAUUUGUUUGCUUAUUCUGUAAUGGUUUGCCCCUAUUAUGGUUCCUUUCCAGUUCUGUUUGAGAGGUGUAGAUUAGAGUUAAGUUCAUUAAAUAUUGAGUGAUAUUAUAUCUGCAUACUGGAGGCAAUAGACAACUUUUGAUCCAUAAGAUUCGUUAAUUGGGCUAUUGUGUUUGUCUUAGCACAUGGAUAAUUACAAUUUUGUGGUUGGUCAAGAGUUUGCUGAUGUCAAGACUUUCAGGAAGACAAUUAAGGAAGCAGCAAUUGCACAGCAUUUUGAACUUCGGAUAGUAAAGAGUGAUUUGAUUCGUUAUUUUGCAAAGUGUGCUACAGAAGGGUGUCCGUGGCACAUUCGUGCAGUGAAGCUUCCUAAUGUCCCUACCUUCGCUAUAAGGAGCCUUGGAGGGACACAUACUUGUGGGAGGAAUGCACACCAUGGCCAUCAACAGGCCUCUGUAGAUUGGAUUGUGAAUUUUAUUGAGGAACGACUGCGGGAUAAUAUGAAUUACAAGCCCAAAGACAUUUUGCAGGAUAUCCAUAAACAAUAUGGAAUCACUAUCCCAUACAAGCAAGCUUGGAGGGCCAAGGAGCGGGGGCUGGCAGCAAUAUAUGGCUCUACUGAGGAAGGAUAUUGCCUCCUUCCUGCAUACUGUGAACAAAUAAAUAAGACAAAUCCUGGAAGUAUUGCACAGGUUUUCACCACUGGAGCGGACAACAGGUUUCAGAGGCUUUUUGUUUCGUUCUAUGCAUCCAUAUAUGGGUUUGUGAAUGGGUGCCUUCCUUUGGUUGGACUUGGUGGCAUCCAGCUGAAAAGCAAAUACCUUGGUACCUUAUUGUCAGCGGCCUCUUUUGAUGCUGAUGGUGGGUUAUUUCCAAUUGCUUUUGGUGUUGUUGAUGUAGAAAAUGAUGAGAGCUGGAUGUGGUUUUUAUCAGAGCUACAUAAGCUGAUAGAAAUGAACACCGAGAGUAUCCCACAGCUGACAUUCUUAUCAGAUGGGCAGAAAGGAAUUGUUGAUGCAGUAAAAAGGAAAUUCCCUAGUGCCUCUCAUGGAUUUUGCAUGCGUCACUUGAGUGAAAGCAUUGGUAAAGAGUUCAAAAACUCAAGGCUUGUCAAUCUGCUCUGGAAAGCUUCCUAUUCCAUCACCACAAUUGGCUUUAAAGAAAAAAUGGCAGAAAUUGAAGAAGUUUCUCCAGAAGCAGGUAAGUGGAUGCAACAAAUUCCACCAUCCCGUUGGGCAGUAGCAUAUUUUGAAGGGACACGAUUUGGACAUCUCUCUUCGAAUAUUGAGGAGUUCAAUAAAUGGAUACUUGAAGCUUGUGAACUACCCAUAAUUCAGGUGAUUGAGUGGAUUCACAGCAAACUAAUGGGUGUGUUUAGUGAACGGCGUGCAAAGGGCUAUGGGUGGAUGUCAAAACUUGCCCCAUCUGCUGAGAUUAGGAUUACUGAAGCAAUCAACCAUGCAUCUGCCUAUCGGGUCCUUCGAUCAGAUGAAGUGGAAUUUGAGGUACUCUCCGCUGAAAGGUCGGAUAUUGUGAAUAUUGGAACCCGUUGUUGUUCAUGUCGUGACUGGCAACACUAUGGCCUACCUUGCUCCCAUGCUGUUGCUGCACUUAAAUCUUGUAGAAAAGAUGUCUAUGACUUUUCAGACAAGUGUUUUACUGUGGCCAAGUACCGCGAGACAUACUCGCAAGCAAUAAAUCCUGUCCCUGAUAAAAGUGAAUGGAGCAAGGCAAGUGAAGGUCCUGUGGAUGAGGACAAUAGACUUGUAAGGCCACCCAAGUUUCGGCGUCCACCAGGACGCCCUGAAAAGAAGCGACUUUGUAUAGAGGACCUUAACAGGGAGAAGCAUACUGUGCAUUGUAGUCGUUGUAACCAAACCGGACACUAUAAAACAACAUGCAAGGCAGAUGCUAUGAAGAGUAUAGAAUAUUUCUAAAGUGUGAGAGAUCUGAAUUAGUAGUGGUUCUAAUGUUUUUUUCUUACAGGGUAGCAUGAUGUCUAGGAAAUUCAUAUUGGUCAUGUAGUGCAAAAUGGGAAAUCCCCUUUUUUAGCAGUAAUGAACUUAGAUGAUGUGAAAGGGAUAUGUAAUUUACUUGUCAGUUGUAAUUACUUAAGAUUAGUCCUUGUGAAUCAAAGUUAACUUAUUUGUAUAAGAGUGAGGUAGUGAGCCAUGCUUCCUGCAUUUAUUAUUUUCAAUUUAAUUAGUAUGUUGGAAUGGCUUUUGGAAA